CGUCAAUCGAAUUUCGCAGCUAAUAAGCAGUCAGUGUGAGAUGUUGACAUUGCAACCAAGGUGGUUUAAAGUGGUUCAGAUUAUAUUAGCUAGGUCUGGGUGUCGUGUCAUUGCUUCAAUCCAUGCGAAUAAUUUUGGGAGUUAAGCGCGUUGUGAAGUGGAGAACUGAGAUUGACUAACAGCACAAGCACCUGAAAGGGUGCGAGAGAAAAGUUUCGAGAAAUUCUCGAAACAUGGAACCAAUUUUCAGAAAGCUCUGGAUCAAGUUGACCGUCGGCCGGUUAGGCAGAUUAUAAUAUAUUUUCGACUGUUGUUUGGGAAGGUACGCGAGAAAUGGAAAAGGUAUCAGAGACACCAAAGGCCGACAACCCUUCGACACAAUGCGAGAAAUUCGAGACUGAAUCAACCAAGAUGACAAAAAGGAUCUUAAGGUCGGUGGAUAAAGAUUUGGUCGUGCCGAAAAUGUCCUUUUUUUUCUUUUUCAUGGCGACUGGCGCCUUCCUUCCGUAUCUUGGUGUGUUUUACAAGCAGCUCUGGCUCUCUGCUCGUCAGUCUGGUAUCCUGCUCGGUGUUCGUCCGUUUGUCAAGAUGCUUUGUUCUCCUCUUUGGGGUAUGGUUACCGACAUUUGCAACCGACCAAAGCUGAUUCUUCUAAUCUCUAUUCUAGGAACGGCUGUGGCCCAUUUCUCCCAGAGUAUCGUCUCACCAUUUAAUCUUCCAUGUUACCCCGAGCCGAACAACGGUACGAACUUCAGCUUCAAUGGCCAUAAUUUCCCACGAGGAUAUGCGGCGACCGAUCGCUCCUCUCGUCGAAUUGGUUUUCCGGAAGCUGAAAGUGGUUCUCGAGAUGGACAACCUGUUCUCACGAGUAGAGGAAAACUAAAUAUUUUACAAAGUUGGUCUAAUGAGACCACAGCGUCCCAACUCUCAAGUGAUGUGGAAAAUAUGGUGGAUUCUGUUGAUUAUAACGUGGACAGGAAAUUUCAAAAGGAAUCAGAUGAAGUUUACCACCCACACAGCUCUCGAACAGUUCGCGAAGUCGAAAUAAUUGACGAAAUCGAGCCCAAACAUGAAGAUAAGCCGCGGCAGUUGCCUGGUGAAAAGCAAUCAAGAAUAUUGACAAAAAACAAAAGGCGCAAAAAGCCAAACAUGAAAAAUGACUUUCGCGUGAAAGAUAACCAAACAAUAUUUAUCACACUACUUGUGAUCGUCUUUCUUGGCGAGUUCAUCGCUGCACCGGCUCCAAUGUUAACGGACAGCGGAACGCUUAGCAUUCUGAGCGGACGCGAACACGAAUACGGCCGACAGAGACUUUUUGGUUCCAUUGGAUGGGGAAUAGGGUCUCUCCUGUCCGGUGCAGUUGUCACCGCUUUCAACUCAUGUCCGUUCGAAGACAGUAUCAACUAUGUACCAUGCUUCUAUGUCUUUGCCGCGUCGAUGAUUCUGGAUUUCUUCGUGGGGCUUUUUUUCAGAUUUCCAUCUGCACCACCAAAACACGAGACAACCACCGAGAGCGAAUUCUGGAGAGGAGUGAAGAUCUUCUAUAACCUGAAAAACGGUGCAUUUAUUUUUACGCUGCUUUUCCUUGGCUUCUCCCACAGCCUCCAGUUAUCGUUUCUGUUUUGGUUCCUUCAAGACAUCGGUGGCACACCAAUCCUCUUCACCCUAAUCGUGGCCGUUAACUGCUUAUCCGAGGUGGUCAUGUUUUUCAUGGCAACCUACUUUGUGCAGAGGAUUGGUCACGAUGCCGUGCUUUAUACAGGCUUGAUUUGCUAUGGGCUGAGAUUUCUGCUAUACUCUUACCUGAAAGAGCCCUGGUGGGUUUUACCUUUAGAGGCUCUGCAAGGAUUUACAUACGGAGGCGUUUGGACAGCGAGUGUGGCAUACGUCGGCCCACAGCCAGGUAAGGCUUGGUUGGUUCUCCUGUCAACACUCUAUGGGCGCGAUCCAUUCAACCAAAAUUUCCGGAAAUUUCGGUCCAAAACUCGAUGGAUCAGUUCGGUCCAAUCGGAAAAGUUUCGACAAAACUGGUCCACUUUUUGAGGUGGUCCUCUUUUCCCGGUCGGACCGGUCUGAAUUUUGGUUGAAUGGAUCGCGCCCUAUAGGUGUUUCUGAUGAAAAAAAAGUCUCGAAGAUCGCUAUUGACGAAAGGAUCUUAGAGGUAAUAGCGGCGAUCGCAUUGCCAUUCCAAUCAGAUUCAAGAACGUUAUUGGGGCGAUGACCGCAAAGAAAUCUACCAAAAAAAUUGCUGCACGUUCAGCAUUUUUAGUUUUGCUUAUUCAACCUUUUGCCUUUCUAUUUUCUUGUUUCCGUCGUUGCUGUCGUGGUUGAACGGGCUCGUUAAUGGCUUUACUAUGCAAAUCGAUUCUUGAUAUGCAACGGUUUCGUUGAAAACCGACGAUUUGAUGGAAGACGAGCGACGAAAACGACGUCCGCAGAUACCCGUAGAGAGACUCGUACUUGUAAAACGUCAAGGCGAGCUGGACGGGGUUUAUCCGAUAACUAAGAACUGGCCAAAAUUUCAUUUACCAGCUCAGAAAUGACGCCUCUUUUCUGAUAGCUGCCGAUCGAGAUUUGCGAUCUAAAGCAAAAUCUGACAGCUAAAUGAAAUGGACGGACAGCUAAGUUAACUGUUAACUGAUAGUUGAGUCAUCGCGGAAAUUUUUAUUGAUAACCAUGGAUUCCAGUACCACCAUACAGACCCAACUUGUCACCUUUGUGUCUAUAGAAAUUCAACGUAACUUUAAAACAUGGAAAACUAGUUUUCUUUUUUUUUUCUUUUAUUCAUAAAACGUUCUUAUUUUUCGAAGCUGAUUUCGUCCGAAUAACAUCAAAACCAGACUGAAUCCAAAUCCACUUUGGUUAAAAAUUAGAUUAUAUUCCAAUUAAACCAGAAUCAUAACCAGCCACUCAGAUGAGGCUUUCAUAUGAAAAAACACUUAUUAAAGCAUUAGCGGUCACGUACAUUUCUAAAAGAAAAAUGUUUGUUUAUAAACGGCCAUUUUCUAUAGUGAGGAUCUGAACAAAUAAACUCAAGCAGAUGGAUAAGUUUUAAUAACUGAUAAUUUGUUCUGGAACUGGAAUACUUUAAUUUAUUAGGAAUACAAUUGCAAUCAUUAAAAUGCGAAUGACCCCAUUUUUAGCUCGCGAAUCAUGAUGAUAAUUUGACUUCUUUUUAUACCAUUUUUUAGCUAUAUAUUCAUUUUCAUACAAUCAAAAACUUACAAGGUAAAUUUAAUGCACUACAAGCAGUCCGUUUUAAUUUUUUUCAUUUUUCGAAAACUGAUGUUCUUACCGACAGCAUGUAAUUCUCUGCUUCACUUUAUUAUUCAUUCAAAAUAUUUCACCGCCUCUGAUUGGUUCCAAUCCCCCGGCUAAUCAGUUCUUCAUAACCAACUGGCGCUUACCAUAUUCGGAAGAUGGAACCAAUAUACGAUCGAUUCGACGUUACAUUUGCCUGAAAACGAGGCUGUUUGGGCAACAGUGAACUUUAAAAGAAUGGCAUUCACGGCUAUCCGUUGACGAAAUAGCUGAAUUUCUGACUAACUGGGAGCAAAUGAAUGAAUGUUAUCUACUUUUUAAGGAGUAUCUCAAAGAAAAAACGUCUGUUUAUAUCCUGAAACCUUGCCAAGAAUUAGGCCAAAGUUUUCGAAGAAAUUUUACGAAUAGGUAAGCUUGUCAAGAACUUAGAAAUGUUUUGAAUGAAUAAUAUAACAAGUAGUGAAAUCGGCUUUCGUAUCAUGCCAAGAAUUAUGCUGAUCUCGGAGGCUGUAGUCCACCUCGGCCAACAUUCUCCUCGAUCUGCAUAGUUCUUCACAUCACGGCUCAGCUUCAUUCAAUAAUCUGAAUAAUUGCUAAAUAACUAGAAUAAAAAACAAAGUUAUAUAUAAACGUACCGACGCGCGUUGAUGACUGGUUCCGUCGUAGCCUGCGAGCAAGCUCUCGGGCGUUCUCGCGAGACUCGUUUCACUCGCCCAAAUAGGAGAGCUUGCUCCCGGGCUAGUUCCGUCGUAUCCGGGCCGUUUUUAUACUAAGAACGCAUUAUCCGUCUAGGCGAACUUGGGCAAACAUAGUAGUUGGUCUGGUUAUGCGUCUCAAGUAUAAAGAUGGGCACAAGACGCAUUAUGUGUCUGGACAAACUUUCCUUCGAAAUACUUCUUGAACGACGCACUGCGAAAGGUAGCUCGUCUAGACGCGUAAUGCGUCUUGUACCCGUCUUUAUACCAGAGAUUCAUAACCAGACGAACUACAAAAUGUUUGCCCAAGUUCGUCCAGACGGAUAAUGCGUCCAUAGUAUAAAAACGGACAGUAUGUAAACGUAAUAACAGCAAACUGUGAUUGUUUCCAGGUUCCGGAGCGACAAUUCAAGGCAUAAUUCACGGAGUGUACUGGGGCCUAGGGAUGGCAGUAGGAGGAGUACUGGGAGGAACAAUGGUUCAUGUAAUGGGUGCACGAAUGACAUUUCGUCUUGAGUCGGUUUUAUCAUUUGUAAUCCUUGUUCUGUUUUUCGCCGUCAACAACUUUUACGAGAAAAGCAAUUGGUAUUCGCAGAUUCCAUCCGAGCCUCAAGAUCAGGAGACUGGGGGCCAGGAGAACGAUGAAGAGGAUCAUGAGAAAUAAUUAUUGAACGAAAAAGAAAGUAAUAUUAAUUUAGAUUUUAAAAUCAAUCCGGUUAACAACACGCUAUUGUGUUGAGGGAAAAUUAUUUUUUUCAUUUUUUUUUGGUGUAAUUAGUAAGUAUACGUACUUGCAAGUAAAUUAUAUUUAUUGUGGAUCGCAGGAGCCUUGCUCUUGAGAUUGUUGCUAUUUAUGGGUAUGAACUGAUAAGAUUUUUUUAGGCAAGAAGUAACAAAUUAUUUUGGCAGAAAUUAAUUUAUUUUCACCUCAGUUUUGAUUGAAGAAUUGUGAACGCGAGAAAUUGAUACAAAAAAGUAUUUGAGGGGCGAGGGCAUAAGAAAACCAGUUACAAUUCACGUGAUAUAUCUCUCGGCUGUCUAUUCUCGUACCUAUAUCACCCACAGCCGAAAGGCAGAGUGAGAUCUAAUUACGAGAUUAGCAAUGUCUGGGCGCCGUUUUGCAGGAGUGUUUCACAGUCUUGACAAGAGUUUCCCUGAGACUGGGAUGCUCGUCGUCUCACUCUGGUGUGUAAAUUGUUAGAUUUUUUUGUAAAUUUUUGGUUUUGGGAUCCGGAAUCUUGGCUCUGGAAUCCGGAAUACGGCUCAAAAGGAUCUGGAAUCCCAAUGACGAUUGGAAUCCAGAAUCUAAGUACCACUGACGAAGACUAGAAUCCAGUAACUGGAAUUUCGAAUCCAAGGCUUGUAAUCCAGAAUUCAAGACUGUCUUGGAUUCUCUUACCUGGGGCGAAGGUAUAUAAAUGUCUAUAAAUUGUAAUGCUUUUAGGACUAUGUUUGGUCAAGACAAUAUUUGCCCUUGGUUGCCAUAUAUGGCACGAGUUUAGACCUGCCAUUUAUGAAAAUAUGUUGAGCUAUAACAUGCAACACUUUUUCAUACCCGUUUGUGUCAUUGGUGAACAAUAAAAAAUGGUAACGGGACUGAGUAAUCAAGUAUGUAUAAAUAAAACGAGUGAUUUAAAAAAAUCGAAUCACUACCGCGUAGCGGGGAGUCCGUUUUGUUUUUAAAAUCACGAGUACGACUACAGACCGAAUUGAACGACACGAAGUUCUGUUACCAGUUAAUCAUAAAUUAUUAAAUAUGAGAAAAGUUAAGCCUUUUUGAAAAUUUAGAACACAACAUCUUUUGAGAGUUUUUUGCUGGACGUGAAAAAAGAAGACCGAGAAAAACUAAAAAGAAAGCGGGCACUCUCAAUGGCGCCCACUUUAAUUACUUAGAUCUAGUUAGGCAUGACGCGUACUGUACUAUUACACCUUUGGCUUAUUAAUGCUG
Messenger RNA from Porites lobata, 5904 nucleotides. NCBI's taxonomy places the organism in Eukaryota, Metazoa, Cnidaria, Anthozoa, Scleractinia, Poritidae. The record is from the annotation of a GenBank genome assembly.